Molecule: messenger RNA, 1010 nt
Organism: Pelagomonas calceolata
Lineage: Eukaryota; Pelagophyceae; Pelagomonadales; Pelagomonadaceae
Source: the annotation of a GenBank genome assembly
AUGAGCGCGACCGCGGCGCCGGCGCGCCAGGCCUCCGCCGCAUCGACGCCCGAGGCCACGUCGACGUUAUCGAAGCUCUCGGUGAUCAGUGCUGCCGUGUGUGCGGCCGCCCGCACGAGCCUCUUCCUCUUUAACGUCAUCAAAUUGCUCGGGUACCACAAAGCCGCCUACGUGACGGUGGCGUGCGUGGCCCUCGUGCUGGUCGUCGCGUGGGGUGUCUACUCCCUGUUCGACGAGGACGGGGCUACCGCGAUCAAGAAGGGGUCGUUCCUACUGGCCGAGUCCGAAGCGAAGUGGUUUCGCAAAACCGCGUUUUCGUGGGAGCAUGUGAAGGUCAAUCUUUUCAUCCUCGACAUGGCUUGGUUCGUCCUUGAUGUCGCCAUUGCUGUGAUGAUGGUGCUCGAAUGGUCGUCGUACGGAGGCGCGACGCCGCGCACGGAAAUCAAAAUUUUGCGGAAAUCAAAUUUCACGGCGCCCGAUUCACACGUAAAAUUGUACGCACAGGUGCGGCGGUGCGGGACUUCCUCGAGGCGAGGAGCCAAAUCUUCUACAUCCUCGUGGCGGCCUUCUUCGUAUGCAGCUUCGUCCUCGACUACUUCAUGGAUGGUCGUUGCGUGAUCCCCAAGCUCUUGCUCGUCGACCUGCCCUACAAGGUGAUCGAGGGCAUCAUCAAGGGGACGCAGCCGGACACCGAGCACGAGCAGGAAGUGUUCGAGGCUGGGGUGGGUGUUGGGGUGGGUGUCGGGGCGGCCACGACGGCCGUGACGGCCGCGAGGCUCAUGUCUCAGUCGCGUUCGGCCAGGGCGGCGACGUCCGGCCUCAGCGUAUCCGAGUCGCUCGCCUUAUGGGAUCAUCUCGCGACGGUCAUCCAGCAGUUCGCGCGCGGCGCCGCCGCGCGCCGGCUCGUGGCUGUCGCGCGCGCCGAGGCCAAGGCGUCCGCGCCGUCGUCCCCGGUGCGCGUGGAGCGGUCGGUCGCCGUCGUCUCGCCGACGCCGUCGAUGGCGGUGUAG